AUGGGAUGGCUGCCGCAGUGGCGGCAGCUCCACGUUGGCACCACCAAGGCGUCACGCGUGCGAGCCAAUGGGCGCUUAGGGGCCGUGUCCGGGGCGUGGCCUGGGGGCCGGCCCCCACGUGUUCGCCGGCGCUGCAGAAGCGCGGAGCGGAUGGAGGCGGCGGGGGCAGCGGCUCCGGCCUCGGCCCCGGCUCUGGCACAGGUGUCGGCUCCGGGAAGGGCUCGAUCGGUUCAACCCCAGCCCUCAGCGCAACCUCCAGCCCAGCCCAAGAACCGGGAGCUCUUCAGGAGCCAGCGGAAAGAGUCUGAGGGCUCGGUGGAUUGUCCCAACCUGGAGUUUGAAUACGGGGACACUGAUGGGCAUGGAGCUGAGCUAGCAGAGCUCUACAGCUACACUGAGGAGCCCGAACUCAACACUAACAGGAGAUGCUUUGAGGAGGAUUUUCACACUCAAGUGCAAGGCAAGAGGUGGCUGGAGCUGGAUGUGGGUCAGCAGAAGGCUUAUGUCAUGCGCCUGCUGGAUGGGCUAGAGGUGGUCAACAGGGACAAGCGGCUCAAAGUGGCACGAGCCAUCCUCUACCUGGCACAAGGUGUCUUUGGAGACUGUGAUAAUGAAGGUGAUGUCCUGUACUGGUCUCGGCACAACAGCUUCCUCCUGUAUCAGCUGGGAACCUUUACUGCCUUCCUGGAGCUGCUCAACAUGGAGAUUGACAACAGCCAGGCCUGCAGCAGUGCCCUGCGGAAGCCAGCCAUCUCGCUGGCUGACAGCACGGAGCUCAGGGUGCUGCUUGGUGUCAUGUACCUGAUGGUAGAAAACAUCCGUGUGGAGCAGGAGGAGGACCCCCCUGAGUGGAAAACCUGCCGGGAGACCUUCAGGAUGGAGCUGGGUUUCCCUGUGCACAGUGAUGAGCCAUUUGCUCUUCUGCUCUUCAUGAUGGUGACCAAGUUCUGCAGUGGCCAUGCUCCACACUUCCCCAUGAAGAAGGUCUUGCUCUUGCUCUGGAAGGUGCUUCUGUUCACAUUGGGUGGAUUUGAAGCCCUGCAAGCAAUGAAGGUGAGGAAGAGGGAGGAGCUGGGGCUGCCACCCUUGCCAGAGGACAGCAUCCAGGUGAUGCGCAGCAUGCGGGCAGCUUCACCUCCCACCUACUCCAUCGAGCUCAUGGAGCAGCAGCAGCAGAAGCGUGGUCACCGUAGCCGAAGGCCCCUGGUGAAGCAAGACAGUUUGGACAUCUACAACGAGAGAGACCCCUUCAAGAAUGAUGAAGCAGGAGUUGAUGAAGAGGAGAAUGAUGACGUGGACAGUGGGAUUGAGGGGGAACUGGACCUGAUGGAGCGGGACACAAUUAUUCCUGCAAUGCCUGCUCAUCACCCAUCCAUUGAGAGGGUGUCAUUCCCCAAAGGGCUCCCCUGGGCCCCCAAAGUCAGACAGAAAGACAUCGAGCAUUUCCUGGAAGCCAGCAGGAACAAAUUCAUUGGAUUCACGUUGGGACAAGACACUGAGACCCUGAUAGGGCUACCACGACCCAUUCAUGAGAGCGUGAAGACACUGAAGCAGCACAAGUAUGUUUCCAUCUCAGAUGUCCAGAUCAAGAAUGAAGAGGAGCUGGAGAAGUGCCCCAUGUCUCUGGGGGAAGAGGAAGUCCAAGAAACCCCUUGUGAGAUCUUGUAUCGAGCAAUGUUGUACAAUCUCCCCCAGUACAUGAUAGCUUUGCUGAAGAUCCUCCUUGCUGCAGCACCAACCUCCAAAGCCAAGACCGACUCCAUCAACAUCCUGGCAGAUGUGUUGCCUGAAGAGAUGCCCAUCACUGUUCUUCAGAGUAUGAAAUUGGGGAUUGAUGUGAACAGGCACAAAGAGAUCAUCGUGAAGAGCAUCUCAGCAGUCCUGCUGCUGCUCCUCAAGCACUUCAAGCUGAACCACAUCUACCAGUUUGAGUACGUGUCCCAACAUUUGGUGUUUGCCAACUGCAUCCCACUGAUUCUGAAGUUCUUCAACCAGAACAUCAUGUCUUACAUCACUGCUAAAAACAGCAUCUCUGUCCUGGAUUAUCCACACUGCACAGUCUGUGAUUUGCCUGAGCUCACAGCAGAAAGCCUGGAAGCUGGAGACAACAACCAGUUCUGCUGGAGAAAUUUGUUCUCCUGCAUUAACUUGCUGAGGAUCCUCAACAAGCUGACCAAGUGGAAACACUCAAGGACGAUGAUGCUGGUAGUCUUUAAGUCAGCCCCAAUACUGAAGCGAGCUCUGAAGGUGAAGCAGGCCAUGAUGCAGCUCUACGUCCUCAAACUAUUGAAGAUCCAGACCAAAUACCUGGGGCGCCAGUGGAGGAAGAGCAACAUGAAAACCAUGUCUGCCAUUUACCAGAAGGUGCGGCACCGCAUGAACGACGACUGGGCCUAUGGCAAUGAUAUUGAUGCCAGACCAUGGGAUUUCCAGGCUGAAGAAUGCACCCUGAGAGCCAACAUUGAAGCCUUCAACAGCCGGAGAUAUGACAAACCUCAAGAUUCAGAGUUUGCACCAGUGGACAACUGCCUGCAGAGUGUGUUGGGACAGCGGCUGGAGCUCCCUGAGGACUUUCACUACUCCUAUGAGCUCUGGCUGGAGCGGGAGGUGUUUUCCCAACCCAUUCGCUGGGAAGAGCUGCUGCACUACCAGUGAGAGCAAUACAUUUGCCUGCUCUCCAUCCCACCUCAAUAUGGAUUCAAGGUGCUACAGGCUGAUGAAAGGAAGACUAUGUUGUACCUAGGUGUUCUACAGCCUUUCCAAAGAGACCAAGCCUCUUGUAUCUACCAAGACACCCUCAAGUAUGCAGCUGCCAUCUUCUUGGAGGCCAUCCCUUUCCUGUGACUCCUUGGACAUACAGAGGCCACGGAGCAGCUUCCAGUGUCAAAAGGGAGCUUGUCUGGUCUUUACUGCAGAGUGACACCAGUGUCUGAGAGCUCUGAGACCAGGUCUGUCUCCUAGCUUGGUUCCACAUGUAUGUUCUCAGAGUCUCUCAGCUGUGGAGGGUUUUCAUCUCUCCCAAUGCCUCACACCAUACCUGAUGUGUUGUUUAUUCAGUGAUGGCUCCUGGUGUGCUUCAAACACACCUUUGCCAUGAUCAAGCUGCCCUGAUGCUUCCCUCACAAAGCUGCAAACAAUGUUGGCACUACCUGUGAUAGUCUCAAUAAGAGGUGACUGGUUGAUAUGGCCAAAGGAGAUGUCAUCACCUCUUGUCCCCGAGGCGAUUAGACAAUCUGAUUUACCAAGGCUUGCAUCUUCACCAGGAGCAGUAAUCCCAAUGGAGUUUCCCUGCUCCACUUCCCUCUGCCCCUCUGUUUCCUGACAUGUUAGAGUAAAAAGAUUGUGAGCCAUGCAGUGUUGAGAAUUGGAGAGGUGGUUGCUCUCCAUAUGAUUAUUUCUGAAGGAUAAUUACUGCAAUAUUAAGUUUCCUGGUAGUUUCUUCAUUACUCUUUAGCUCUUCUAACCCUGGAGAAGACACUAAAUACCACAUUAAAUAACCUCAUUGUCAGGAAUGCUUGUGC
Messenger RNA from Dryobates pubescens (Downy woodpecker), 3521 nucleotides. RefSeq names its product striatin interacting protein 2 (gene STRIP2). The record is from RefSeq and is a predicted model, not a curated record. Bases 1 to 2655 code for a protein of 884 amino acids. Gene Ontology annotation, biological process: cytoskeleton organization. Lineage: Eukaryota; Metazoa; Chordata; Aves; Piciformes; Picidae. Gene Ontology annotation, cellular component: cytosol. The transcript is spliced from 22 exons.